Molecule: messenger RNA, 1025 nt
Organism: Stegostoma tigrinum
Lineage: Eukaryota; Metazoa; Chordata; Chondrichthyes; Orectolobiformes; Stegostomatidae
Product: relaxin-3-like
Exons: 2
Coding region: 339-869 (176 amino acids)
Cellular component (GO): extracellular region
Molecular function (GO): hormone activity
Source: RefSeq, a predicted model, not a curated record
CGGCAUCGUUGAGGGAUGCGGUUUCCAAUCAGUCCUUCAAUUCUAAAUGUGGCAGUGAGGCAAAGGGACUGUAUCUGUCAAUCUUGCAAGAAUAUUUCGAGGUCAUCAGAGAGAGGGAGGGACAAAUGCUUUGAAAAAACGGCGGUGAGUCAGUGGGAAGGAGCAAAAAAACAGCUAUAUAAAGGGCAGCGGGAUCAGACAUGUAGAAGGCAGGGACAAGAGGGAGAGAGUCACAACAAUAUUGACAUCUUUCUGCAAUAGUCCCAAGCACCAGCGAAAGGAACACUCUUCAGAGCUAGGAUUCUUGGCAAGCCCAGACUGAACGCUUGUGAGCUGAAAUGAAGUGCCUGGUGUGUGUUCUGGUCAUCAACCUGUUGCUGACCUCCUUUCCGGUUUCUGUCUUGUCCCAGUCUUUGAGAAGUGGAGAAUUGGGAAUCAAGCUGUGCGGUCGCGAGUUCAUCCGAGCCGUCAUUUAUACCUGUGGGGGUUCCCGAUGGAAGAGGCUUCUCGAUAACCAAAACGAUCCUUUCCAGACCUCUGCUGAUAAAGAUUACUUCAAGGAGAUGGACAGCAUGAGUAAUCUUCAAAGAUUUUUUGGCAGCGACAGAAACCAGGAAACUGAGCCAUCUUUCGGUAAUGAAGUGUUUGACCAGUACUACAACCAGUAUGAUCAGAUACCAGGGGAUUUCAUGGAGUACAUCCACCAAAUUGAUGGAGGCAGCAAUAAAGACCAAGCUGUUGCAUUAACAGCAGUGCAGCAUCUACCCUGGGCCAGAUCCCUCAGGAAGAAAAGGGAAGGACCACCAGGAAUGUCAAAGAAAUGCUGCAAUUAUGGUUGCACCAAAAAAGAUAUCAGCAUUCUCUGCUGAAAACUGUACAUCUCUAUUUAUAGAAUAUUCUAUACACAUGGACUCUGUUUCAGUGAGAUUUUCAACUAUGUAGUCUAUUAAAUAUCUCACAAAUGUGGAGUAAGGCAAUCGUAAUUUACAUGUAAUUUCUAGUAUGGUCUAUGUGACAGACUUGUG